Molecule: messenger RNA, 1002 nt
Organism: Clunio marinus
Lineage: Eukaryota; Metazoa; Arthropoda; Insecta; Diptera; Chironomidae
Source: the annotation of a GenBank genome assembly
ACAUUACUAAUGCAAUCUUUCUUCUUUAUUUCAGGACGAAAUGAAUUAAUUGCUCGCUACAUCAAACUUCGAACCGGCAAGACGAGAACAAGAAAGCAAGUCAGUUCACAUAUACAAGUAUUAGCUAGAAGAAAAUUACGAGAAUUUCAAGCUAAAAUGAAGGUGCAAUUUUGGCAGCCCGGUCUUCAACCUAGCACUUCACAAGAUGUCAAGCCAUUUGCACAGCCUGGAUAUCCAACAGGAGGCAAAACAGCAACAGCUGUAUCAGCUAUUGAUGGUAAUCUUCAAACUCAACAUCCAUGGGAAGGAAGAUCAAUAGCGACACAAAAGUUUAGACUUGUAGAAUUUUCAGCAUAUCUUGAUCUGAGCUCUGAUGAUGCUGUUGGUGAUUAUCACAAGCAUCUCUUUGUACAUAUAGCAGAACAGCCAUCCCAUCCUCUUCUGGAAUCAGUCGAUGUAAAAGAAAUUUACGAUAAAUUCCCUCAAAAGAGCGGUGGUCUCAAAGAGCUAUAUGAAAAAGGCCCUCAAAAUACUUUCUUCCUGGUGAAGUUCUGGGCCGAUCUCAAUACCAACCUUCAAAACGAUGCUGGAGCUUUUUAUGGUGUCAGUAGUCAUUUCGAAAGUAACGAAAGCAUGGUCAUCACCUGCUCGACAAAAGUUUGUUCUUUUGGAAAGCAAGUAGUUGAAAAAGUUGAGACGGAAUAUUCACGGUUGGAAAAUGGACGCUUUGUGUAUCGGAUUCAUAGAUCGCCUAUGUGUGAUUACAUGAUAAACUUUAUCAACAAACUCAAAGGGCUGCCGGAAAAAUAUAUGAUGAACAAUAAUAGUGAUUUAAGUGGUAGUUUUAAUGCGAAAAACAACAAUAAUAAUAAUGAUGAUGAGAGUACUAUUUGUAGAUUUACAUCUGUAAACGUUAAUGAUAAUUAUAAUUUUAUUUGUCCAUCGGUUCCAACCACCGUCGAUCAGUCGAAGUUUAUCAAAAAGGAAACCCAUGAUGAUUGA